GAAUGUUAAUUUUUCAUAUGCACUGGUUACAAGAGCAAUAUUAUCUGUAACAAGUAUGGUAUUUUAAUGCAGUUACAUUGUUACUAUUGCAGAGAUAUCCUCCCAUGUAUAACAUGCUUUACAAAAGACAUAUGCCAUUUUUACACUGCAUAUUGCACAGAAUAGAUAUGUUGACUACAGUAUAAAGAAAAUUGGAUCUAACAACAAUGUUAAACCUGCAGUUUGAAACUUCACCACAUUUGUCAGUGUUUAAGUGUCUAAUAAUGAUAGAUAUCCCAUCGUGUCUGAUAGUUUGCUAAGAGUACAACAUUAUGGCUGUAACAAAGUUUUAACCCAUGACUCGAAAGUCAGCGUCAUAAGCUUGCAGCCCCUUUUUUUUUUCUGAAAAUUCACAAUAUACAUUGUGUUAGAUUCCAAAUGAUAGGAUGAACAAAACCCACAAAAUUUCUUAUUUCAGUAUUCAGAAAGUGUUACCCUCGAUAAUGAAAUUCCUCCUGUCACUAUGGCCAAAUCUAUGACCUUACAACACCAACCCAUUCCUGUGAGUGUACCACCACAAAGAUCUAAAACUUUACCAUCUCAAAUGCCUUCUUACGUCGAGAGUCCUGAGAAAGUGCAGCCAUUAAUGGGAACAGCAUUUGAUAUUUGUAAGAACAAGACGGGAAUCUUAAACAAAACAAAAAUUAUGGAAAAUGGGAAAAAAGUUGGGAAAAAGUGGAGUCAAACAUAUGUGAAGAUAUUUGGUUCCAAUAUUGCAUUUUACAAAGAUCAACGUGCUGCUGCAGUCGGACCUGGUGCCAAAAAUGGAAAUCCAGAACAAAUUAUAUUCCUUGGUGGAGCCAAGUGUUCUCAUGCUUCAAAAGAUAUCUCAAGCAAGAAGAAUGUUCUCCUUCUGGAAGAUAUACAGAACAACCAAAUUUUAUUACAAGCAGAUGAUAACACGAAAAUUCAAGAAUGGUUGGUCUACAUCAAUUUGAUUAUUUCUGAAAUGAUGUGGACCUGUAGCUGUUUUUAAUAAAUCAUUAAUGGC
Molecule: messenger RNA, 1030 nt
Organism: Octopus bimaculoides (California two-spot octopus)
Lineage: Eukaryota; Metazoa; Mollusca; Cephalopoda; Octopoda; Octopodidae
Product: rho GTPase-activating protein 12
Biological process (GO): regulation of GTPase activity; signal transduction
Cellular component (GO): cytoplasm
Source: RefSeq, a predicted model, not a curated record